Molecule: messenger RNA, 1407 nt
Organism: Ostreococcus lucimarinus CCE9901
Lineage: Eukaryota; Viridiplantae; Chlorophyta; Mamiellophyceae; Mamiellales; Bathycoccaceae
Gene: AOX4
Product: amine oxidase
Exons: 1
Coding region: 1-1407 (468 amino acids)
Molecular function (GO): oxidoreductase activity
Source: RefSeq, a predicted model, not a curated record
AUGCGAGCUUACGCGACGAAAGCAAAAGCGUGUGCGAAUGUGUGUCGUGCGUCCGACGCUCGUGGCUCGAAUCGGCCAACUGUCGCCGCGCGUCGACGUCGAACGACGACGUUGGCGCACAAAGAUAAAGCCGACGUCGUCGUCAUCGGUGGCGGACUAGCCGGUCUUGCGGCGUGUAACGAACUAGAAAAACGUGGGGCCGAUUACGUUUUGCUUGAAUCCAGCGACGAUGUCGGCGGGCGCGUGCGCACAGACAUCGUCGAUGGGUUCUUGCUCGAUCGAGGCUUUGCCAUCUUUCUCACUGGAUAUCCUGAGGCGCAGAAAGUGUUGAACUACGACGCGUUGGAGUUGAAGCCGUUUUAUGCAGGCGCGGACGUGCGAUUCAACGGUGCGUUUCAUCGCGUGGCGGAUCCGUUUCGUCACCCGCUGGAUGGGUUACAGUCGUUGACGAAUCCGGUGGGGAGCGUCGCGGACAAGGUGCUCGUCGGGCUGGUGCGAUUCCAAACCUUGCUAGCGAUGGGAACGCUGGAUGAAAUGAUGUCAGCCGACGGAGAGACGACGAUCAUGAAGCGUUUAAAGGAUUCUGGAUUCAGUGAUGAGAUGAUUGAUCGAUUUUUUCGUCCAUUUAUGGCGGGGAUUUUCUUCAACCGCGAGCUGACGACAUCGAGCAGACUGUUCAAUUUCGUGAUGCGCAUGCUUGCGACUGGGCAGAACUGUCUGCCGGCCAAAGGGAUCGGAGCGGUGAGCGCUCAGCUGCGCGGUUAUCUCACGGCUGACAGAGUUCGUGUGAACGCCAAGGUGACGACAUUGAGCGAGCGAGACGCUGACAUGUCUAGAACGCUCACGCUUGACAACGGAGAAACAGUGACGGCAAACAAGUCCGUCAUCAUAGCGUGUGAAGGGCCUGAGGCGGCCAGAUUACUCGGUGGCUCCUUGGAGCAGAGUCCAAGUAAACCAGAGUCCGCAGUCGGCACGAUGUGCCUGUAUUUCUCCAUGGACAAGGCACCAACGGAUGAUGCCAUUUUGUAUUUGGACGGCGACAACAAAGGGGGUAUCGUAAAUAAUUGCUGCUUUCCCAGUAACGUGGCGCCUUCCUAUGCCCCAUCCGGGAAAGCGUUGGCUUCUGUGUCUAUCAUUGGUGUCCCGAGCGAAGACGACGCUAAGAUGGAGGCCAAGGUUCGCGAUGAACUUUCUUCGUGGUUUGGUGACGACCAAGUUGCGACGUGGCGUUUGUUACGCACCUAUCGCAUCCCGUACGCGCAGCCCAAUCAAGAGCCUCCGACGAACUUUGCUCGUUCGAGCGUUUUAGGCAAUGGAUUAUUCAUCGCAGGCGAUCAUCGAAGCUCUUCCACGUUCGACGGUGCGCUCGUUUCCGGAAGAAUCGCAGCAGAGGCGGCGACCAAAUAG